Molecule: messenger RNA, 588 nt
Organism: Plasmodium knowlesi strain H
Lineage: Eukaryota; Apicomplexa; Aconoidasida; Haemosporida; Plasmodiidae
Product: phosphatidylethanolamine-binding protein, putative
Exons: 3
Coding region: 1-588 (195 amino acids)
Source: RefSeq, a predicted model, not a curated record
AUGUAUCCCCUCAAGUCUUCUGUCUUCCUACUUCUCCUCUUCCUCUGUGUCCAGUGGGCCCACGGGAAGAUUGAGUUGAUACUAUCGGAUCUCGGCACGGAUAAAUGCAAUUCGGAACAGGUGAAAGCUCUGGAUGAUAAGUUUUACGGGACAGAUUGUGGGGGCGAGAAUCUGCUUCCCUCCGUUGAGUGGUUUCAAAGGAAUAGCGAAACCAAGUCCUACGCCAUGACCGUUACCAGUAUUAUUAAUUCCAAAGUAGUGACUCAUCUCUUGGCAUGGAACAUACCCUCACAUGUUAACUUAAUAAAUCACUCCACAAACUUCGACGAACUGGAGGCAGUCACUGGGUUAAAUUCGUUUGGCGAGGCGAAAUACACGGGACCAUGUGCCUCCGCCAUGGAAGAAGAGAGCAAUUGUUUGUUGUUUACUCUGUAUGCGCUAAAAACAGACCACAUAGAAAUGUCACAAGACGCAGACUACUUCGAACUGAUGGCCUACCUGAAAAGUAUGAGUCGAGACGAGAAGGGGCUGCUCGACAGGUUGUCCUUGUAUGCCAUGACAAUCCCAAAGAGAAGGAUUCCAAGUUGA